AUGAACGAGCAGCCUGCCCCUCCUGCUAGCCGCGGCACCAGCACCACCCAGCGCCGUCGGAGGGAAGCCUGGCGCUUCAGACGCCGUCAAGCUGCUGCCCAAACUGCCGCCGCUCGCGACGCUCGCAUCGCCGAGUUGAUGGUACGGGCUAUCGAGCACCAGGUUAACCGAGAGGGUUUCCAACCCUCUGAUGCUCGUGACGCCCGUGUUGCUGCGCUCAUAUUCCAGGCAGUCCAAGCACAAAUGGAUCAUGAGUUUGGUGUACGCGAUGGCUCAGCUCGUGGGGGUCGAGCCCGGGCCCGGGGCCAGGGCCAAGGCCGAGCCCGUGGUGGUGCGCAGGGUGCCCGUUAUGAUCGCGGUUGUCGUGGUGGUGGCGGCGGUGGCCGUGACCGCAGGGGCAGUCACGGUGCUCUCCACAGCGUUGGAGCGGGUGGCGCCGGCCAGCAAAACCCUCCCGGCCACCAAGCCCCCAACCAGCAAGUCCCGAACCAACAAAUUGCAGGCCAGCAAGUGGCCCCUGAGCCUGCCACAGGUGGUGGACUCCAGUGGUGGACAAGGCCACAGGCUCGUCUGGAGGAAAUGGCAGACGCUGACGCCCCGUAA
Molecule: messenger RNA, 603 nt
Organism: Penicillium samsonianum
Lineage: Eukaryota; Fungi; Ascomycota; Eurotiomycetes; Eurotiales; Aspergillaceae
Exons: 5
Coding region: 1-603 (200 amino acids)
Source: RefSeq, a predicted model, not a curated record